This is a messenger RNA of Blumeria graminis f. sp. triticale, 264 nucleotides long. The record is from the annotation of a GenBank genome assembly. Lineage: Eukaryota; Fungi; Ascomycota; Leotiomycetes; Helotiales; Erysiphaceae.
AUGUCAACGAAGAUAGCAUAUCAACAUUACUUGCGUGCACUGUCACGCUGGCCUCACGAUGUUCUUCGUCCGGAGUGCCGAUUCCAGGAUGUCCUACGACGACGCAUCGAUUUGAGAUUACUGCCGAAAGCUAACCAAAAUGGUCAGGAUUCGUUAGCACGCAGUGUCGUGCCGAAAAAGAUUAACGAAAAAGAUGAAUUAGCACAGGCUAAUUCUCUCUAUCUUCUGCUAGAAGAUCGUUUCUGCAAGAAGGCAAGCUUGUGA